Messenger RNA from Nicotiana tabacum (common tobacco), 1596 nucleotides. NCBI's taxonomy places the organism in Eukaryota, Viridiplantae, Streptophyta, Magnoliopsida, Solanales, Solanaceae. The record is from RefSeq and is a predicted model, not a curated record.
AUGUCAAAACUGCUCCAUAAAGCUGUUCGCCAAAAGAGUGGAAGUGCAUAUUCAGUUUAUCAGCAGCAUUUGGCUAAUCGACCUGUAAAUGUUCUUAGAGAUCUUCUUGAAUUCAAAAGUGAUCGUUCACCUAUACCAGUUGGAAGGGUUGAACCUGCUUCAGCAAUAGUGCAGCGGUUUUGCACUGGUGGCAUGUCUCUUGGAGCUAUUUCGAGGGAAACUCAUGAAGCUAUUGCAAUUGCAAUGAAUAGAUUGGGUGGAAAAUCGAACUCAGGAGAAGGUGGUGAGGAUCCAAUUCGCUGGAAACCACUUACUGAUGUUGUUGAUGGAUAUUCUCCAACACUCCCACACCUUAAAGGUCUUCAAAAUGGAGAUACUGCCACAAGCGCAAUUAAGCAGGUUGCUUCAGGACGCUUUGGUGUCACUCCUACAUUUUUAGCCAAUGCUGACCAGUUAGAAAUCAAAAUUGCUCAAGGUGCAAAGCCAGGUGAAGGUGGCCAAUUGCCUGGUAAAAAAGUUAGCGCUUACAUUGCGAGAUUAAGGAAUUCAAAACCUGGAGUUCCUCUUAUAUCUCCACCACCACACCAUGAUAUUUAUUCUAUUGAGGAUCUUGCUCAAUUGAUUUAUGACCUUCAUCAGGUCAACCCAAGAGCAAAGGUAUCUGUAAAGCUUGUGGCAGAAGCUGGUAUUGGUACUGUGGCUUCUGGGGUGGCAAAGGGAAAUGCUGAUAUUAUACAGUGGAAAUCUGAAGAAAUAUAUGAGAAAACUGUUCACAACAGGGGAAAAAAAACUCUGUUCAUGUGGGAAAUCACUGCUCAUGUUGGAAAACAUAGUAGCUUGCCGAAAAAUUCCAAAGUUGUCGGAAUCUGUAGUGGAAGAGGUCUCACGCGCCCAACGCGUACACAGAUCUCGCCGGAAAAUUUCUUGUCUGUCCGGCACAUAUCAGGUCAUGAUGGGGGAACUGGAGCAAGCCCAGUAAGUUCAAUUAAGCAUGCUGGCGGUCCCUGGGAGCUUGGACUUACAGAGACGCACCAGACACUCAUAGAAAAUGGGUUAAGAGAAAGGGUUGUUCUUAGAGUUGAUGGUGGAUUUAAAAGUGGAUUUGAUGUCAUGAUGGCUGCAGCAAUGGGUGCAGACGAGUAUGGAUUUGGUUCAGUAGCAAUGAUAGCCACGGGCUGUGUGAUGGCCCGCAUAUGCCAUACAAAUAAUUGUCCAGUUGGUGUUGCCAGUCAGAGAGAGGAAUUACGAGCUCGGUUUCCAGGGGUUCCAGGAGACCUUGUUAACUACUUUUUGUAUGUUGCCGAAGAGGUAAGGGGCAUGUUGGCUCAACUAGGUUACGAGAAACUGGAUGACAUAAUUGGACGCACAGAUAUACUUAGACCCCGAGAUAUAUCAUUAAUGAAAACUCGACAUCUUGAUCUUAGUUACAUCCUCUCUAAUGUUGGGUUGCCUGAGUGGAGCAGCAGUAUGAUAAGGAACCAGGAAGUUCAUAAUAAUGGUCCUGUUUUGGAUGAUGUUUUGCUUGCAGACCCAAAGAUCCUCAGUCUGAAAGUGCUGAAAGAGCUGCUCUUCAGAUUAGUAAUAUCAUCCUUAUAA